Messenger RNA from Ylistrum balloti, 582 nucleotides. RefSeq lists its product as uncharacterized. Bases 1 to 582 code for a protein of 193 amino acids. The record is from RefSeq and is a predicted model, not a curated record. Gene Ontology annotation, cellular component: membrane. The transcript has 3 exons. NCBI's taxonomy places the organism in Eukaryota, Metazoa, Mollusca, Bivalvia, Pectinida, Pectinidae.
AUGAGUUUAAAGGGUGUUGAUUCCUUAGACGAAAUUCCGUGGAUUUUCCGUGUUGGGUUUAUAAUCUUAUUGGUGGGCUGCCUGUUCCAUGUAAUUGGACUUGGAAGCUCUCACUGGGCUCUGACUGCCACGGACGAGUAUGGAACCGUGGAAUUUGCUGGUCUUUGGGAGAAGUGUGCCGACCUGAAUUUGGGAGGAGAUGAAGCCGAUUUUCAAUGCCAAGGUUUCGUCUGGGAAGACGUCCAGGUUUCCCAUUGGUUCCGGACCAUACAGACUAUGCAGUCGAUGGCCUUUAUUGGAAUGCUUGCAGUUGCCAUACUUGCAGCCAUGUACAUGUUUGUCCCAGAUUUGAGAGGUUAUUCCACACUACGAUAUAUCUCCAUCUUCCUUUUAUUCCUGGCAGGUAUCUUUAUUGUGACAACAUGUAUUGUAUUUGGGUCACUGAAAGAUGUCCAAAAGGCAAGGACCAUGCCAAACUCCUAUGUCAAACUGUCAUGGAGCUUUGUUCUGGCUCUUCUGGCUGGAAUCGUGGAUUUUGUCGUCGCCAUUAUCUUCAUCAUUGGAGGAGAGCGAGAUGAUUAG